Harpia harpyja (harpy eagle) is the source of this 2428-nucleotide messenger RNA. RefSeq lists its product as uncharacterized. The record is from RefSeq and is a predicted model, not a curated record. Gene Ontology annotation, molecular function: protein binding. NCBI's taxonomy places the organism in Eukaryota, Metazoa, Chordata, Aves, Accipitriformes, Accipitridae. The transcript has 11 exons. The coding region runs from base 659 to 2428 and encodes 589 amino acids.
UGCAUCUCCAGUGGGACCCAGAUCUCGUGGAACGGGACUGCCACCUGCAAGGGUAAGCACAGCCCCGCAUCACCCUGACCCUGAGGUCCUGAGCUGGUGGCAGACCCUCCGUGACAUGGUCGUGCUUCAGCCCUACCUGGGUGACACUCCCGGAUCAGGAGACCUGGAUGCCUUGGCUUUCCCCCUGUCCUGGCAGUGCCGGGGCACUUUUUGUCUCGGCACCUUGCUGCUAUAAGCCCUGUGCCUUCAAAGAGUGCCUGGGCAUAUGGCCGAGGUGGUGGGAGUGGAAGGACCUCUGUGUGAAGGCUGGGGAGGAGCCCAGUCCCUGGUCAGCCUUACCCAAAUGGAGCCGGAGUGGGAAAGCCUACACCUCUGUAGGGAUGGAUGGGACUGCUCUUGGGGUGGCCCGCUGCCACCCUUAACUCUGCUCUAGGCUGCAAGAGAGGGAUUUGCAGUCAAAAGUGGCAACCAAAGGAGCUGGGCAGUGUCAAACUCAGGGCACUAGACCCCACAGCAGGCGCCUUCCCAUCCUGCUUACACCCGUAUCCUUCUCCUCUGUGCAGAGAGAUGCCAGCAGCCCCAGUGGGACUUGGGGCUCCACUUUACCCCAGAGCAGAGGUUUUACAGGUUCCAUGAAGAGGUGACACUGAGCUGCUUUAUGAAGGACCCUCCUCCCCUUGCUGUGAUCAGAUGUGCAAAUGGGACAUCUCCAGGUUGGAAGGAUGCUUGGGAGGUGAAGGACAUUCAGGGAACAUGGCAUGUGGUGGCAGAGAGCCUGACCUGCACCACAGGAAAGUGCCCAAAACCCCAGUGGGAUGAAAGACUUUGGUUUCCAUCAAACAAAAAAAAUUACCAACUGAAUGAAGAACUGACACUGACCUGCCCUGGAGAUCUCAAGCCAUCCUUCCCCAAGGUCAAAUGUGCAAGGGAAUUUCUGCAAGUGAGUUCUGGGAAACCAGUCUAUGGAGAUGCCUGGUGGGGCAGGAACAGCACAGGUGCCUGGACGCCCAUUGCGAAGGCUGUAGAGUGCAUUGAAACUUGCCAAAGGCCGUCGUGGGACCGAAGACUCCAGCUAGCACCAGACCAGGAGAAUUACAAGAAAAACAAGGAAGUGAUGCUGAGCUGUCCCAAGGGUUUCCAGCCAUCCUUCACCGAAAUCAAAUGUUCAGGCAAAGUUCAGCCCAUCAGUUACGGGAAUCCUGUAUACAGUGACCCAUGGUUGGGAAGGGACAUCACAGGCGAUUGGAUCCGCAUUCAGUCCAGUGUGGAGUGCAUUGAAACUUGCCAAAGGCCGUCGUGGGACCGAAGACUCCAGCUGGCACCAGACCAGGAGAAUUACAAGAAAAACAAGGAAGUGAUGCUGAGCUGUCCCGAGGGUUUCCAGCCAUCCUUCACCGAAAUCAAAUGUUCAGGCAAAGUUCAGCCCAUCAGUUAUGGGAAUCCUGUAUACAGUGACCCAUGGUUGGGAAGGGACAUCACGGGUGACUGGAUCCGCAUUCAGUCCAGCGUGCAGUGCAUCGAUGUCCUCCAGGUUGUCCCUGGGACCUUGGAGGUUUCCAGCACCAGCAUCAAACUGAACUGGACCUGCAGGCUCCCUGAUGCCUGCCAGCAGGUUCGGGCCAGGUGCCGGCUGGAAGAGCAUUCCUCCCUUCCCUGUAAGGCUGAGGAGGUGAAGGGAGAGGAGAUGCUCCAUGGCCAGGAGGGGACAUUUACCUGCCCCCCUCUGCAGCCCUUCACUGUCUACAGUGUCACCAUCUCACUGCUGCCCAGCACGAUCCUUUUCACACGGCUCCUCAGAACAAAGGAAACGGUGCCGGACAAACCGGAGAAGCUGUGGCUGGAUCCCAGCACAGGGUCCCUCAGGUGGAAGGCGCUGCCCUCCUGCAAGGGGGAGAUCGUCGGAUACCAGCUGAACAUCACGGCCAGGAGAGCACACGAUGGCAGCUUCCUUGAAUUCAGUCAGGUGUUGGUGAACCAGUCUGCCACUCAGUACACGCUGCCUCAUCAGACACCUGGGAGCAAAUACACAGUGACAGUGCAGGGCCUGACGGCAGCUGGUGCUGGGGCUGCAUCACGCCUGGAAUUUCGAACCUAUGUCUCAGACGUGAAGGCAGGGGAAGGCUAUGCCUCACUGCCUGUCCCUGCAGCAGCCAGGACAGCAGAGCCUGGACUCGCGUGUCUGCACGCAUGCACGCACCCGGUGAAUGCCAAGGGAUCCUGUGGUUUCUGCUGUCCAGAGCUCCAGCCCUAUGAGAACUUGGAUAAUUACUGCGUGAUCAAGGGGACUUUUCUGGCAGAGGAAGAUGCAGGUAAAGGUGGCCAGGCUGGAGAGCUGUUGCCCCAGCCCUUGCCUGUUCUGGAGUCCUCAGGAGGCAGUCAGAGCAGUGAGGGAAAGAAGAUGGGUCGGAUGUCCAACACUCGGUGCUGA